AUGACAACUCCGAACAGACCUCGCCUCGUCGUCAUUGGCUCUGGAUGGGCAGGCUUCUACCUCGCCGAACACAUUGAUCUCAACGCCUAUUCCAUCUCCUUGAUCUCUCCGCGUCGCACAUCAGCAUACACACCACUCCUGGCCUCUGCGGCGGUGGGUUUGUUCAACUUCUACCUGGCCGAAGAACCGGUCCGCAGCAAAUCGAGGUGCGCAUUGCGCUUCAUCAAAGCCAAUGUUCUCGACAUCAACUUCCAAACAAAGACCUGUCGGUGUGCACCAGCAUUUGACGAAGAUCCGCAACUCGCCAAUGACGAAUUCGACGUCGACUAUGAUUAUUUGUUAAUGGCACCCGGAUGCGUGCCGAACACAUUUGACACUCCCGGGGUGUCUGAGAAUGCCAUCUUCAUCAAGAAUGUCUCGGACGCGAUGAAAGUGCGCAAGACGCUCUUUGAUUUGCUGGAAAAGGCUUCGCUUCCCAACGUCACCCCUGAACGUGUGCGGGAGCUGCUCCACAUCGCCAUCGUUGGUGGAGGUCCCACGGGCAUCGAGCUCACAGCCGAACUGGACGAUUUAUGUCAGGACGAGUUGCGGUACACCUACCCGCUUGUCGCUGGCUACGUCAGCAUCUCUGUCUACGACGUGGCGCCGCAUAUCUUGAGCACAUACGACAACAAAUUGCAUGAAUACGCCGCGAGUCAAUUGCAAAGACGCCACAUCGACGUUGCGCCCAACACGAGGAUAGAAAAGGCCGAUGACCAGGCGUUGUAUAUCAAGGACAAAGGCCGAGUCCCGUAUGGAAUGUUAAUCUGGGCGACUGGCAAUAAAAAUGUACCGUUGUUGGAGAAAAUUGACGUCAAACUGUCACAAAGGGGGCUCAAACGGAUUUUGGCGGAUCAUCAUCUCCGAGUGUUCAAGAGUGGAGCAACCGGCGAGGUCUACGACGGCGUUUUUGCGCUGGGAGACGCAGCCGACGUCGAAGGCGCCUCUCUCCCGACCACGGCCGAGGCUGCCGUUCAAAAGGCCCGCUACCUCGUCCAGAACUUCAACGCCCUAGCCAAAUCCCUCGCAAAGUCCGGCCCAUGUCCAGCAGCGGACUCCCCUGACCCGUCUUCCCCCAUCACCACCACCGGCAGUGACGCAUUCAGCAAACCCUUCGCGUAUUCCCAGAAGCAACUCGUCUCCUAUAUCGGCGCACAUGACGGCGUCAUCGCGGGCAAGGGUCCCAACCACGAAGGCUGGACGGGCAGGAGCGCCUGGCUGGCCUGGCGCAGCGGGAGUCUCAUGUGGAACCGCAAUUGGCGGAGCCGGGUGGUCAUUGUGUUCACGUGGGUCUUGAACCGGGUGUGGGGGAAAGAGAUUGCGAGGAUGUAA
Molecule: messenger RNA, 1371 nt
Organism: Cladophialophora psammophila CBS 110553
Lineage: Eukaryota; Fungi; Ascomycota; Eurotiomycetes; Chaetothyriales; Herpotrichiellaceae
Exons: 1
Coding region: 1-1371 (456 amino acids)
Molecular function (GO): NADH dehydrogenase activity
Source: RefSeq, a predicted model, not a curated record